Alternaria atra is the source of this 1695-nucleotide messenger RNA. RefSeq lists its product as uncharacterized. The coding region runs from base 1 to 1695 and encodes 564 amino acids. The transcript has 5 exons. Lineage: Eukaryota; Fungi; Ascomycota; Dothideomycetes; Pleosporales; Pleosporaceae. The record is from RefSeq and is a predicted model, not a curated record.
AUGGGUAUCCUCGAUCUUGCCGAUGAGCUUCUUCGCAUCAUCCUCGAAUAUGUUGCCUCUGAACCAGAAAAACCAAUCAGCCUGGAGCGCCGUGCCUACCUCUCACAAGAAAGCUUCAAGCUGCCCCUACCACUGGAGCCGGACGACGCCGAUACCAUCGCCAAAUUCCGCUUGACCUGCAGAAAAUUCUCGGAUCUUGGUGUGAUCCAUCAGUUCUCGCGGAUCACUACACGCUUCUCGCGGAAAGGACUUGACCGCCUUGAGAAGAUUGCAAACCAGCCGCACAUUGCGGGCCGCGUGAAGAAGUUUAGUUACAUGGUACCGUUCUUCUAUGAUCAAGGACGAGAGCGCAUUCAGGAGCUUCUUCACACACGGCCCGAGAGUUUUGGCUUCCUUGAUGUCGGACACUUUCAAGAAAAGGUGAAUGAGCAAAGAGACAUCCUACGGACAAGAAAAGACGCCCGUAUUCUUCACUUCGCGCUCCAGAGGUUCACUUCACUCCAGCACAUUCAGAUCCUGCGACUGCAGGAUCAAGAAGAUGCGGUGUUGGUUCAGUACAUGCGGGGUCAUAACGAACUGAACAGUCUAGUGCCGACAUGGCCACCAGCAUGCCUGCAUAGCGCGAAAACGAUCGGUCAAGCUCUCCUAGAGUCCGAGUCACCAUGCUCACGCUUCUCAUCACCCAUGCUAAGCCCCCAGAGUGUUCUAGGUGCCGCAAACAACCCGCCAUCAACGCUGGGAAUUCUCGCUGAACGCCUUACUUGUCUAGAGCUACAUUUCGACGACAGCACGGACCUGGAUGUACGGAUGCGACAUCUGUCCUCCUUGUCCAAAGCGCUGUUUACCGCGGCUAAGAACAUCGAAGCAGUUCAUAUUGGUUUCCCUUCAUAUCGACCACUCACGCUACGACUUGAAGAGCUUUUCCACAACGUCAAGUGGGAAAAGUUGCAGGCUUUUGGGAUUCAAGCGUGGCGUCUCAACGCAGACGAAAUUCUAAGUAUUGCUCGUCGACACAAGGAUACACUACGUGGCUUGCGGCUUCGAGAUGUACUCCUGAAGGAAGGUAGUAUGUGGAGGGACGUGCUCCCCUGUUUACGAGAUGAUCUCACAAGACUUGACUGGGUCAGUCUCAGGCGAAUUGGAUAUGAGAAACACUUUGACGAGCAAUUUGUCAUGGGAGUCGAGGUCCCAGAUGACCCUCUAGGGAGUGAUAGUAGCGAAGAGAGCGACGAAAGCGACUUUGAAUACGGCGAACACGAGGAUCCAUCCGAUGACCACAGUGGCAGUGGGAACGAUGCUGAUGGCAGCUCGAUAGCUGGUACCGAAUCCGACGCAGAGACGGACGAGCCUGAACAAGGUGGAACUUUGCACUUCCCACCAAUGCCAGAUACCCCGGCCUCGAUUACAUGGUGCAACUGCAAUGGCCACAUGGAUAGCGUGGACGCUCUUGGGGAUGAUGGAGUCAUGGUUACCAAUCAGCAACGCAAAUUCUGGGAGAAGUGGGUCCCGACCCCACGCAUCCGCUUCCUUCUAACGUACGGACGAAUCAUCAACAACAUCGUCAAUUAUUCCUCUACUCGGCUGUUCCUACUUCAUCCGUAUCUGUCAAAGCAUUGUGCGGGCGCUCCAGGCUCUUUGCAUACCUUAUGCCUUUCGCGUUCUGUUCCGCUUUUCCAACUUCUCGACUUCAAGUAA